This is a messenger RNA of Phyllostomus hastatus (greater spear-nosed bat), 2856 nucleotides long. Its product is annotated as zinc finger protein 709-like. Gene Ontology annotation, biological process: regulation of DNA-templated transcription. The record is from RefSeq and is a predicted model, not a curated record. Lineage: Eukaryota; Metazoa; Chordata; Mammalia; Chiroptera; Phyllostomidae.
UACAAAGCGGCUGGUGGGUUCCUUCUCUCUCCAGCCUUCUUGGGGUUUGCUGAUCUCGUGUGUCUGGAGCCUCUUCCUCAACCUCUGUCCUGGUGUAAUCUGCGCUGGCAUGGGUGUCGUGGGAAGAACUCAGGGAGACCCAGGAAAUCCAGAAAUGGACCCACUGGCCAUUGAGGAUGUGGUUGUGAUCUUCACCCUGGAAGAGUGGGCCUUACUUGAUUCUUCACAGAAGAAACUCUACAAGGAUGUGAUGCGAAAAACUUUCAAGAACCUGGCCUCCAUAGGGAAAAAAUGGAACACUCAUGACAUUGAAGAACUGUAUAAAAACCAGGGGAGAAAACUAAGAAAUUAUAUGGUAGAGAAACUCUGCAAAAAUAAAGAGGGUAGUCAGUAUGGAGAAAACUUCAUUCUUAUUUCAAAUAGGAAUCUAAACAAGGAAACCACUGGAGUGAAACUGCAUGAAUGCAGCACAUGUGGCAAAGUCUUCAUGCAUCACUCGUCCCUGACUAAGCACGUCAAAUGUACUGGACACAAAUGUUACAGCUAUCAGAAAUAUGGGGAGAAACUGUAUAGAUGUAAGGUGUGUGGGAGAGCCUUCAGUUAUCGCCAAUGGGCUGAAAAACAUGAGAGAAGUCAUAAUAAAGAGAACAAGUAUAAAUGUAAGGAAUGUGGGAAAACAUUUUCUGCUCCUGCAUCCCUUCAAGCACAUAAAAGGAUUCACACAGGAGAAACACCCUACAAAUGUAAGGAAUGUGGGAAAGCCUUCAUGUGGCAGACAGGAUUUCGGAGACACAUGAUAAUGCAUGCUAGGGAUUCUCCAUAUAAAUGUAAGGAAUGUGAUAGAAAUUUCAGUUGUUCCACUUCAUUGAGGGCACAUGAAAGAACUCAUACUGGAGAGAGACCCUAUCAAUGUAAGGAGUGUGGGAAAGCCUUUAGAUCUCACAGUUCCUUACAAAUACAUGAAAGGACUCACACAGGAGAGAAGCCACAUAAAUGUAAACAGUGUGGUAAAGCCUUCAAUUGUCCCAGUUCUUGCCGAAAACACGAAAGGGCUCAUACUGGAGAGAAACCUUACGAGUGUAAGGAAUGUGGGAGAACUUUUGGUGGCCUCUCAGGCAUUCGCGUACACAUGAUCACUCACACUGGAGAAGGACCUUAUAAAUGUAAGGAAUGUCAGAGAGCUUUUAUUUCUCCCAGUUCAUUCCGUGUACAUGAAAGGAUUCACACUGGGGAAAAACCCUAUAAAUGUAAAGACUGCGGUAAAGCCUUUAGUUACUACUCUUCCUUUCAGUUACAUGAAAGAACUCAUACUGGAGAGAAACCCUAUGAAUGCAAGGACUGUGGGAGAAGCUUCCUUCGUUACCAAACCUUAAAACGACACAUGGGAUUACACACAGGAGAGAAACCCUAUGAAUGUCAACAGUGUGGGAAAGCCUUCAGGUAUUACCUUCCCUUCCAAAAGCAUGAAAGAAGUCAUUCUGUAGAGGAAACCUGUGAAUGUAAGCAAUGUGGGAAAACCUACAGAGAUUACAGUUCCUUAGAAACACACAAAAGAACUCAUAAUGGAGAGAGACCCUAUGAGUGUAAACAUUGUGGUAAAGCUUUCAGAUGUUUAUCUUGGUUCGGGAAACAUGAAAGGACUCACACUGAAGGGAAACCUAACGAAUGCAAGGACUGUGGGAAGGCCUUCUCUCGUCCCCAGACCUUGAAAAUCCACAUGAGAGUGCACACUGGAGAGAAACCCUAUGAAUGCCAGCAGUGUGGUAAAGCCUUCAGAUACUCCUCUUCCUUCAGAAUUCAUAAGAAAAAGCAUCAGAAAUCCCUGGAAUGUAAGCAGUGUGGUAAAGCCUACAGUUCCUUAGAAACAAAAACUCAUGAGAAGCCCUAUCAGUGUCAAAGUUUGAAGAGCUUCAGGUGUUUUGAUGACAUGAAAUCACACAGGAAACCCUGAGUAGAAACAACAGUAGUUUUCUCAUUUAGGCUUUUAAAUACAUGAACUCACACUGAAGAGGAAUUCUGUGAAUUUAAGUGUGAUAAAGCCUUUGUCGCACAGCCCUUCGAAGAUCUGUGUGAUACACACUUGAGAGACACACAUGUAAGGAGUGUGGAAGGACUAGUCAUCCCAGUUCCUUCCAAAGUCAUGAGAAGACUCCCUGGAUAAAGAGGAGUGUAAACUGUGUGGGAACAACGUCUAAUGGUCUACAUCCUUACAUGUGAAAACUGGCCAAACAAAACAAAAAUAUAAGCAGAAUGAAAAAGCCAAAUGGAAAUUAAUCCAUGUAUAAUGUUCCAGACAACAGCACGGAAGAGUUGUUAAUAAAGUUGUAAAUAGCCCUGGCUGAGUAGGUCAAUUGGCUAGAGCGUCAUCCAGGUACACCCAAGCGGCGGGUUCAGUCCUCGGCCAGGCCACAUACGGGAAGCAGCCACUGAAUGCGUAAAGAAGUGGAACGAGAAAUUGUGGAUAUUAGAGGGACAAUAUUCUUAUACAAUGAAUAUGUACUAUUCAACAACAGUAUAAGAUUAAUAGGUAGUACUUUUUUCUUAAAUCUAUUUAAAAAUCUUAUUUGAACCUGUUGGAUUGAUGGGUGAGUUGAAGUGUAUUUCCAUAUGCAUUUAGGUUUAAUUUUUAUUUGUUUUGUGCUAAGAGGCCAUUGAAAUUUGACAGUAUGGUAUUUGUUGGGAUUUUCCUACUGGACUUGUGGCAAUUCCUGUAAAUCCCUAGUUCAUUAUAUAUAUUUUACCUUUUUUAGUGACAAGAUUUCUCUUGGAUUUCAAGUAAAAGAGCCUUUCUUUAUAAUUAUAAACAGUUGGAAUAGUUGCUAUGGCAAGUUUAUUAAAGAAUAUGGUUUCAUGUGA